Molecule: messenger RNA, 3622 nt
Organism: Pararge aegeria (speckled wood butterfly)
Lineage: Eukaryota; Metazoa; Arthropoda; Insecta; Lepidoptera; Nymphalidae
Product: E3 ubiquitin-protein ligase MARCHF6
Exons: 10
Coding region: 251-2848 (865 amino acids)
Cellular component (GO): endoplasmic reticulum membrane
Molecular function (GO): zinc ion binding
Source: RefSeq, a predicted model, not a curated record
UUUUGGCAACACUGCAAAUUUCAUUUUUCUGUGUUGUCCUAAUCUAAACAAAAUAAUUUAUUGAUAAAGUGAAAUCGAGAAAUCCCUCGUUUAAUGCUUAACUAAAGUGCCAAAAUAUUAAUAAGUAGGGUGUGUGUAAUUACAAACGCAUGUAGAUUCUGUGUCGUAUUUGUGUAACAACAAAAGGAGAGCUCGCGAAUAACAGCACGUCAACUUUCGCAGGUCAAGCUGACGGGACCGAAUUGCAACAAUGAUGGAUUCGGACGGGUCCGGUGCGGACUUCUGCCGAUUCUGUAGAUCGGAAGCGUCGUCCGACCGGCCCUUAUUCCACCCGUGUAUAUGCACGGGCUCUAUAAAGUGGAUCCAUCAAGAGUGCCUGGUGCAAUGGAUGCGAUAUUCGCGCAAGGAAAUUUGCGAGUUGUGCGGCCACCGAUUCUCGUUCAUGCCGAUUUAUUCCCCUGAUAUGCCGCGACGGCUUCCGAUAACCGAUGUGGUGGGUGGGCUGGUCACAUCUGUCGCAUCAGCUGUUAAGGACUGGCUUCAUUACACUUUAGUUGCCCUCGCUUGGCUGGGAAUAGUGCCUCUUACCGCCUGUCGGACGUAUCGCUGUUUGUUCUCUGCAUCAUUGGACCCUGUGAUAUCUCUUCCAUUCGACAUAGUAUCAGCUGAGAAUCUUGCUAAGGACGUAUUUUCUGGUUGCUUUGUAGUAACAUGUACUUUAUUUUCGUUUAUUGGAUUAGUAUGGUUACGAGAGCAGAUUAUGCAUGGCGGGGGUCCCGACUGGAUGGAACGGGAGAACCUGCCUGCACCACCUGCUGAAGACCUACCUUUGCAAGAUAAUAACAAUGAUCAUGUAAAUGAAGGUGCAGGAGAUGAUGGGGGAGCUAGGGAAGAGCCUAAUGCUGAAGGGGGUGAUGAUGCUCUAGUUGGAGAUGAGGCAAAUUGGAAUCCGAUGGAAUGGGACAGAGCUGCAGCAGAAGAACUUACCUGGGCACGAUUAUUAGGCUUGGAUGGCUCAAUGGUGUUUUUAGAGCAUGUUUUCUGGGUGGUAUCUCUAAACACAUUGUUCAUUGUUGUGUUUGCCUUCUGCCCAUAUCAUAUAGGUAAAAUAGGAGCAUCUAUAGCUGGUUUGGCAGCUGAAGGGCCCUUUGCAGGUCUUCUUACUGCAUUGGCAGGAUAUGUGAUUGUCGGAGCUAUACUUGCAGUUCUACAUGGAAUGGCAUCUUUACUGAGACUGAGGAGUGCAAAGAAAGCAUUGGGUUUCUGUUAUGUGGUUGUCAAAGUUGCUUUGCUGUCUGUAGUUGAGAUUGGUGUGAUACCCCUUGUAUGUGGUUGGUGGCUGGAUCUAUGCUCUCUCUCGAUGUUCGACGCUACGCUGAAGGACAGAGAGUCGAGUCUCCAAGCUGCCCCCUGGACCCUCAUGUUUAUACACUGGCUUGUUGGAAUGGUCUACGUGUACUACUUCGCCUCAUUCAUUUUGCUACUAAGAGAGGUGCUCAGACCAGGUGUUCUGUGGUUCUUGAAGAAUUUGAAUGACCCAGACUUUAGUCCUGUACAGGAAAUGAUACAUCUGCCAGUAUGGUCUCACAUACGGCGUCUCGUCGUAUCCGCAAUGGUGUUUGGCACUGCUGUACUCUUCAUGCUGUGGCUUCCUAUCAGGGUCAUUAAAUACGUGCUACCUGGCUUCCUUCCCUACGCUGUGGCGGUACACACCGAGGCGCCGGUGAAUGAACUCAGUUUAGAACUGUUGCUGCUUCAAGUAAUCCUUCCGGCGCUUCUAGAACAAUCUCACACGCGCACAUGGUUGAAGGCUGGUCUACGGGCGUGGUGCGCAUGCGCGGCCGGAGCCCUAGGCCUUCGCUCGUAUCUAUUGGGAGAGGCCUCCAGGGACAAUGAACCUCACCCGCAGCCGCAUCCACCACACCAGCUGGGAGCCGCGCAUAGGGCUUUAAUGUGGCGAGACGGCCCAGCUGGUAUUGAGCCGUACGUUCGCGUAUCGUGGUUCCCUCUACGGUUGGGAGCUCUACUAGCGUUGGUGUCUGUUUCACUAGUCAUGGCUAGUGCGCUAACUCUUGUCAUACCUGUGGCUAUAGGAAGAAAAGUCAUGGCUUUAUGGUUGCCAAAGGCGUCGAACGGUGUCCAUGAAUUAUAUACAGCAGCUUGUGGAAUGUAUGUAUGCUGGGCGGCGGGCAGAGGCGGAGCCCUAGCGGCCGGUUGGGCGCAAGGUGGUAGGGCUGCGCUGUUGGCCCGGGCUUCGCUUUGGACCAAACGCGCCGCCAGGGCUGCAUUGGCGGCUUUAGCACUGCUGGGACUGGUGCCGCUAAUGUUCGGGCUACUGUUGGAACUGGUCUUAGUAAUACCUCUGCGGGUGCCAUUAGAACAGUCCCCUGUGUUGUUCGUAUGGCAAGAUUGGGCACUUGGAGUUCUGUACACGAAGAUAGUCUGCGCGCUCACAAUGAUGGGCCCGGAUUGGAGUAUGCGCCGGGCCAUUGAGAAGGCGUAUAGAGACGGCAUUCGGGAGAUGGAUCUCAAAUUUAUACUGCGCGAGGUAGCUGCCCCGUUGGUCCGAUGGUUGGGCUUGGCGCUGGCGGUACCUUACGCUCUUGCGCACAGCGUUGCGCCGCUCGUGGUAACUGCGCCCGCGCAGCGCAACUUGUUAGCGCGGCGGGUUUAUCCCGCUCUCUUGUUGCUGACGAUGCUCGCCGGCCUAGCGCUCUUCCAAAUACGUCAGUUCCGUAAACUCUACGAGCAUAUAAAGAACGACAAAUACCUUGUCGGGCAAAGACUCGUGAACUACGACCAUCGGCGGCACAAACAACAUCAGACCACCGUGAUCGUAAAUAAUUAAGGAGAGAACGAGAUGGUAGACAAUCGUGACCGAGAGUGUGACAGAGACAGGCUUAUUCUCCUUUUAUGCACUUGUGAUGGCGAAUAGAAUUUAAGGUAACUUUUAUAGGUCCGCUGCACAUUUACUAUCGGAUCCGAUUUCGGCCCCAUUUCGACACGCGGGAUUUUUUACUUUUCUUAGUAAUUAUUCAGAAAAGCUUAGCCUAUAUAUAUUGCGAUGUCGAGCACAUUCGUAUGCAAUAUUCAAUCGAAAGCAGUAACUUUGUGAUUCUUUAUUUUUUUACUCUUUAUAAUGCUUUACCAAUACGAUGUAUGUUGAAAUAAAUAGAAUUUAACUCACAAAAUUAAUUACAAAAGAUGUGUUAUUAUUCAACUUCGUUUUUAUAUACUUUGCUCAUUAAAAUUAACAUGUUUGCUUUGCAUGAUACAUGUUCAUCGAAAGCUGCAACUAGACGGGUGUGAUAAUUAAUUUCACUAUGUUAAUUUACCUCCGAAACAAUACUAGAUAUAUAAAUAAAAUUAUAAUAGUUAGACAGAUGAAAUAGUUUUGGUAUAUAACGUUACAUAUGUAUGUUAUAGUUGUAAUUCAGAAACGCUGUAUUUAAAAGUAAGACUAUUUGUUUUCCAUUCUAUUUUAUGUCCUUCUCUAUUUUUAUCCUAUUUGCGCUGUGGUAUUGUUAACUUUUCCUUUUUUUGUUGACGUUGACGUUGACGUCGAUGUCUAUUCUUGACAUAUUUGCACUAGAGGUGCCUUAUUCUUCUACUAUAAAUCCAU